GCAGCAGCCUCCCUCCCUCCCUCCCUCCCCUAACUCCCUCCCUCUCUCUCUCUCUCGCUCUCUCUCUCCUUUUUUUUCCCUCUUCCUCAGACACUCGCUAGUCAGUGCCUGAAGCGGUAAUCGGACAGCUCUGUUUCUCACCAGGACCGGGGUCUCCUGAGAUACAGCGCAGGGCUCCAUGGGUUCCUACACUUAAAAUGAAAAAGAAAAAAGCGCUCUUGCACGGUACAUUUGUUUUGCCCGCCGAGUCCACCGACACCUGAAAAGAGUUUUGCCGCAAAGUUGAAAGUUUGCCCGCUUCUAUUCUUUCGCCCUGGACUGAAUCUGUUUCCUCAAGAAUAUUUUCAGAAAAGAAAAGAGAAAGAAUAACUGAAAAUAUUAGUAGGGAUAAACGCCAACACGGGAUUCCACAUAACUGGAGUCUAUGGAAAUGCAGGAUCUAGCCAGUCCUCACAGUCGUUUAAGUGGAAGCAGUGAUUCUCCUAAUGGUCCGAGCCUUGACAACUCCCAUAUCAAUAACAAUUCCAUGACACCCAAUGGCACCGAAGGUGAUAGCAUCACAAUGCUUACCACUGCAGACUGGCUGUUAGGUUCUAGCUCACAGUCUGCUGCAGAACAAAUGAGCAGCAGUGACAUCUCCACCUCUGUGGCAGACGCCUCUCUGGACAGCUUCUCAGGAUCAGCUAUUGGAACCAGUGGCUUCAGCCCAAGACAAACCCACCAGUUCUCCCCGCAGAUUUACCCUUCGAAUCGAGCGUAUCCACAUAUUCUUCCGACUCCUUCAUCCCAAAAUAUGGCGGCGUACGGGCAGACGCAGUACACCACAGGAAUGCAGCAGGCCAGCGCGUACGCGAGCUACCCACAACCUGGCCAGCCCUAUGGAAUCCCAGCCUACGGCAUAAAGACGGAGGGCGGGCUCAGCCAGAACCAGUCGCCGGGCCAGGCGGGCUUCCUCAGCUACGGCUCCGGCUUCACCACGCCACAGACGGGCCAGGCGCCAUACAGCUACCAGAUGCAAGGUGAGGACGCCCCCAGAGCCUCCUCCUCCUGUGUGUCCUGAGUCUCCGACUCAACGCGUGGCACACGCUCAACUGGGUCUUUGUGUUUUUAAUCACAACGACGUCGACGGUGUCUGGGCCUCAUAGGAGAGCCGUCCAACAUGAGGAGUGAUGGACAGUCGAUACGUUUUACACCAUGGCUCAACAGCCAAUCAGAAGUAGAGCGGGUUGGGCCGAGUUCAUUGGUCCGUGGGAUUUAUGUAUCCAAUGGAACACGGCCUUCCUUCCCUGUAGCUGUACCCUAACCUCUCGACCCUGCUCCUCACCCACCGGCCUUUUCAUUGUCCGUUUAUUUUCCUGAUGCUUUCUUUAUGAGAGCAGCCUGUCGCUCCUACCUGCUGUCACCCAGACGGCUUUAGUGUUUUGUAUAUUCGCUAAAAAAGAGGGUGAAGAUAAAAGAGGGGUCUG
Gadus macrocephalus (Pacific cod) is the source of this 1466-nucleotide messenger RNA. RefSeq names its product eyes absent homolog 1-like. Gene Ontology annotation, cellular component: nucleus. NCBI's taxonomy places the organism in Eukaryota, Metazoa, Chordata, Actinopteri, Gadiformes, Gadidae. The record is from RefSeq and is a predicted model, not a curated record. Gene Ontology annotation, molecular function: protein tyrosine phosphatase activity. Gene Ontology annotation, biological process: positive regulation of DNA repair; anatomical structure development; cell differentiation.